UUCUAUAUAUAUAUAUAUAAACUCAAGAAUAUACAUACAUACAUACAUGAAUCAUUCAUUCAUUCAUUAUUCUCUUCCAAUUCAAACUGAACUUCUCUCUUCUCCUUUCUCCUCCUAAUCGCCAUUAAUGGGUACUGAAGCUCCCUCUCGCACCAGUAAUAAUGAAUUGGACACAAGAACAGCGAAAGAGAAGGCCAUUGAUGACUGGCUGCCAAUUACAUCAUCAAGAAAUGCUAAAUGGUGGUACUCUGCCUUCCACAACGUCACCGCCAUGGUUGGCGCCGGAGUUCUCAGUCUUCCUUUCGCCAUGUCUGAACUUGGCUGGGGACCUGGAGUGGCCGUUCUUGUUAUUUCGUGGGUAGUAACACUUUACACUCUAUGGCAAAUGGUAGAGAUGCAUGAAAUGGUCCCGGGAAAAAGAUUCGAUAGGUAUCACGAGUUAGGGCAGCACGCUUUCGGGGAGAAACUUGGGCUCUGGAUCGUCGUGCCACAACAAUUGAUCGUGGAAGUUGGUGUUAACAUAGUCUACAUGGUAACGGGAGGCAAGUCCCUUAAAAAAUUCCAUGACUUGGUUUGUGGCAAAAAUUCAACUACGGGAGUAUUUAGCAACAAGAGUUGUCACAACAUUAGACAAACUUAUUUCAUCAUGAUCUUCGCCUCGGUCCACUUUGUUCUAUCGCACCUCCCGAAUUUCAAUUCCAUCUCCGGAGUCUCCUUAGCCGCCGCAGUUAUGUCCUUGAGCUAUUCCACCAUUGCAUGGGCGACUUCUCUCCACAAGGGAGUGGUUGAAAAUGUGGAAUACGGAUACAAAGCUACUACCAAAGUUGGGACGGUUUUCAACUUCUUCAGUGCUUUGGGUGAUGUGGCAUUCGCUUACGCAGGUCACAAUGUAGUCCUCGAGAUUCAGGCUACAAUCCCUUCCACACCCGAGAAGCCUUCAAAAGGACCGAUGUGGAAAGGUGUUAUCGUAGCCUAUAUCGUGGUGGCUUUGUGUUACUUCCCCGUAGCCUUGAUUGGAUAUUAUACAUUUGGAAACACUGUUGAAGACAAUAUCCUUCUCACUUUAGAGAAUCCUACUUGGCUUAUUGCCAUGGCCAACCUCUUUGUUGUCAUUCAUGUUAUUGGGAGUUACCAAAUAUAUGCUAUGCCCGUUUUCGAUAUGAUUGAGACCGUCCUUGUGAAGAAGCUCAAUUUCAAACCGAGUUUCUGGCUACGUUUCAUUUCGCGUAACACUUACGUGGCUUUCACAAUGUUUAUUGGCAUGAUGAUUCCUUUCUUCGGUGGUUUGUUGGGUUUCUUUGGAGGAUUUGCUUUCGCCCCAACAACUUACUUUUUGCCUUGCAUCAUGUGGCUGUCAAUCUACAAACCAAAAAAGUUUAGCUUGUCAUGGAUCACAAACUGGAUAUGCAUAAUACUAGGAGUCAUGUUGAUGAUAGUGUCACCAAUUGGAGGGCUGAGGCAGAUCAUACUUUCAGCAAAGGAUUACAAGUUAUUCUCUUAAAUAGUGACAUUGGCUUACUAAUGGUCAAUUAUUGUUUUUCAUUUGUUACUAUAUUAUUAUUAUUAUUAUACAAGUAAAAAAGAUAUUUGUGUACGGUUAGUUUGGAAUUUGUGAAACUUCAAAAUCAUUUCAAAGACAUCACCACCAUGUGUUUCUUCCUUGAUAUAUAUUGCCAUUAGUAUUAUAUUUCUCAUUUGUAUUUAUCCAGCAUGAAAUAUAAAGUCAGCUAUUCAAUU
Molecule: messenger RNA, 1737 nt
Organism: Impatiens glandulifera
Lineage: Eukaryota; Viridiplantae; Streptophyta; Magnoliopsida; Ericales; Balsaminaceae
Product: lysine histidine transporter 1-like
Exons: 7
Coding region: 128-1501 (457 amino acids)
Cellular component (GO): plasma membrane
Source: RefSeq, a predicted model, not a curated record